Caenorhabditis angaria is the source of this 1563-nucleotide messenger RNA. The record is from the annotation of a GenBank genome assembly. NCBI's taxonomy places the organism in Eukaryota, Metazoa, Nematoda, Chromadorea, Rhabditida, Rhabditidae.
AUGUUGGAAAGUGAAGAAAUAUUGCAAUUACGAGCUGAUUUGGAAAAGAUGAGAAGGAUGUUGAAAAACAAAGAUGAUAUGAUUGAAGAAAUGGAACUGGAAAUCUCAAAUUUGUCAAAGAAUUCGAACAAUGUGACAAAUGAUUGUGGAAAAGAGAAAGAAUGGAAUGAGCAAAUCAGAAAAUUGCAUUUGGAAGUUGAAGAUAAAGCCACAAUAGUUGCGCAGAAAGAUUUGUUGGUUUCGAAUUUGGAGAAAGAAGUUGAGCGGUUGGAAUGUAGUGUAUGUUGUUUUUAAAAGUUAUAAUUUAACCAAAAAAUUGAUUUUUUUUGUAGAAUCGUGAGCUUGUCAAUCGAGAUUUGGACGAUGAAACUUUUCAUACCAACGCCAACAUCGAAAACGAGCUUGCGAAAGUUAAAGAUGAAAAUUCGCAGCUUCAUGAAAUUUUGGAUAAGCUUGUGGAAGAGCAUGAAACAACGAAAAAAGAUUUGGCACAACUUCGGGAGGAAUAUGAAGCAGCUUCUGAACAUAUCAAAACUCUUGAAUAUGAUUUCAAUCAAUGCCGUGAAGAAAAAGAGCGAAUUGAAAGUGAACUUUUCGCAUAUCAAAAUGGAAAUAUGAAAAUGGCGAAGAGAGGAAACUCGAUAUUCACGGAGGCAAUGGAUGCUGAAAGACGGCUCGAAUCAGAAUUGAAAGUUCUGUAUGCUGAAAAUCAAAAGUUGAAAGCGGCUGUAAAACGAUUGGAGGAAGAGAAAGAGGAAGCUGAAAUGAUGGCGAUUGGCGAAAUUCGCAUUCAAUCUCAAUUGUGCUCGAGCAAUGAUUAUUAUGAAUUGGUUCAAAUUCGACAAAAGAAUGCUGAUUAUGAAUCGGAAAAAUUGAUUCUUUGGACAAAAUUCUUCGAAAAAGCUAAAAAUGCUUCAACUAAAGAUAUCGGAUUAUUAGUCAAGGGAUAUAUUGAUGGUUUCAAGUGUUCUAUUGGGAAAAUGAAGGAGAAUUAUCAAGAAACACUAAAAGCUAAUCAAGAACUUCACUGUACGAUUAGAAAUCUGAAAAUUGAAUUGGAAGCAAAAGAGGUGCAUAUUCAAAGGCUGAAAUCCGAAGCAAAUAUUGCUAAUCGAAAAACAUGUAUAGGUACGUUUCAAAAGAAGAUUUUUAUUUCAAAAAAAGUUCUUGUUUUUCCAGAGAAUGUAUUAAAAUCAGCCGAUAUUCUCAAUCGUCGACCAACUGUGAAUAUAUUGAAACACGCAACAAGUUCUGACGAGAAGCCUGGUAUCGAAAAUGUAGCGGGAAAUUCAACCAUCCUCAAUGAUUCCCUUCAACCGGAUAUUCCAAAAGCUACACCGAAAAAAGAUGAGGUGUCUGAUUGGGCCAAAAAUUUGCUGGCAAAACGAGAGGCCGCGAAAAAAGCGUCGGUGAAAAAGGAGAUUAGUUUCGCGAGACCUCAAAUGGCUGGUCAGUUUUUUAAAAAUAUCUACUGAUCUUAUUGAUUAUUUUUUUGCAGAAUCCAACCCCAUUUUCAAAUCUUCUCGUCUUGCGCAUUUAUCGAAUGCUGCUGAAAAUAAAUGA